GGACGGUGGAGAUGAGUUUCUCUUCCUCAUCAAAGUUCUCCGUCACCCGUAGGUGAAAAAGUCACUCCUCUCUUUGGGGCUAGGGUUUUCCCUGAACCAUUUGAACAUUGCAGAUAUGGGCUCUGCUAGGGUUUACACUAGUGGUUUUGUCUUCUCAUAUUGGAUUGGUUAGGGCUCGGCUUAGGUUUUUGAUUCUUCUUCAUUGUGGGCCUUUUUCUUCUUGAACUUGCAGAAUCGGUUUAAGGUUUUUCUUUCUGCCUUGGAGUUGCAGUGCAAUUCAGUGUUAGUGGUAGGGUUUUGCAUAGAGAAAGAUGGACUCUUUCAGUGCAAUUUCAGAGGCCAUGAAAGCUGUAGCAAAGAAGAAAGAGAACCUCCACAAAGCCUUUGAAGGCCUGAUUUCUCACGGCUCUCUGGCUUCCUUGCCCCUUCAAUGGAAGGACAUUGAGGCCCAUUUCCAUUUGAUCGAGAAAGAAAUCAAUGAAAAGCUUGAAAAGCUCUCUGAGAAAGAGAAAUUGAUGCCAAAACCAGAGAUGAUUCAGCAAAAACCAGAGAAACCUACUGAGAACAUCGCAAAAAUUCCUGCAAAAGCAGAGGUAUCUCCAGAAAAAAUGGUGGCAAAACCAGGAAAAACUGAAAAUACUCCAGUAAAACCAGAGAAUUCUUCUGCAGGUAAUUCAAAGCUAGGUGUGAAGCCGAAGCGAAUAUUGAAGACCCUCUGUGAAAAAAUGGAUGCAAAGGGACUUCUCAAGUUCAUAAUUGAACAUCGACGCGAGGUCCCAGCCAUUCGAUAUGAGCUUCCUAUGGCUCUUAGGUCAGCCCCUAACUCUGCAGAAUUGGUUCUUGACUGUGUGUUAGAGUUUUACCCAACAAAAGGCAAGCAAGAAACCCCUAAAGAUGAGGUUCAUGGUACGAGAAGAGCGUGUAUUCUUUUACUGGAGAGGCUUUCCACCAUUGACUCUAAUAGGAAUCCUGACAUUAAAGAGAGAGCCAUGAAGAUUGCAGGAGAGUGGAAGAAAAAGGUUUAUACAGAGACUGAGAAGGAAGGUGGAACCCCAACUGCUGCGCAUGCAUUUUUGCAGCUUCUGGCUACUUAUGGUUUGGCCUCUGGUUUUGAUGCUGAUGAUUUGUUCGAAUUCAUUUCUUUGAUUGGAAGGAUGACGGAGGCUCCUGAUCUAUGCCGAGCUCUUGGUUUUACUCCUAGUAUGCCUGGUUUUAUCGAGAAACUGAUCUCAAGUGGGAAGUAUAUUGAGGCCGUAAACUUUACUUGUGCUUUUGGCCUUGUUGACAAGUUCGAGCCAGUUAACUAUUUGACAUCUUAUAUGAAGGAAAACAAGAAAGCUGCUGAUGAAUUCUUGUCAGGUGGAAAGAGAUCUGUUAGAGCACAGAACAAGGCUGCUGCGAAAGAAAUCUCUGGCCUAUGGGCAGUGAUAAAGUGUGCUAAAGAACACAGCCUACAAAAUCGAAUCUCCUGUGAUAACUUACAGAAAAGAAUUUCACAUCUGGACAAGCUAAUGGCUGAAAGAAAGAAGCAAGUUUCUUUUGAUAGAAAGAACAAAAAGCGCGCCCGUAAAGACCAUGCACCAGCUUCUUCACCAGGGCUUAACGGACCCAAGGGCAUCUUUGGCCUGGCUUCAGGAUACAUCGAAAAGCCAUCAGUUUAUUCAUACCGAGGCGAGAAAGGGGUCGUUGGGCCUUAUGGGCUUGGUGGGUUGAGUCCAUACGAGAGACCUGUGGGCUUUGGGUCAUUUUCUUCCUCUCUAAGUGUUUCACAAGGGAGCCAGGCACAUACGUCUCGAACCCAAUUAUACUCAUCGGAGUCCCUCAUGAGUGGUGGAUUGCCUUAUCCAGCACCCACUAGUGCGUCAGGGUAUGGCACCCCACCAACUAGUGUGUCCGGUUCCUAUGGUGUUACACCUGUGGGUGGGUCAGCGUUGUACAGAACUUCAGCCAUUGCUCAGUCUGGGUCCUAUGGGACUGGACCUGCUAGUGGGUCUGGGGCGUGUGGCACCAUAACCCCUGGUGGGACAGGGUCCUUUGGAGUUGACCCCGCUGGUGGGCAAGGCUCCUAUCAUGCUGUGCCGAUUGGUGGUUCAGGGUCCUACAGAGUUGCACCUAAUGGUGGUUUAGGUUCCUAUGGUACUGGACCACCUGGUGAGUCAGGGUUGUAUGAUGCUAGACCAACUAGUGGGCCAAGGUCCUAUGGCGCUGAAGCCAUGGGUGGGUUAGGGUCUUAUGGAGGUUUGGGGAGCUAUGAUGGCUACUCUUAUGGUGCGGGUAACUCCUCUUACAGAAAGAUGGACUCUUUCAAUGCAAUUUCAGAGGCCAUGAAAGUUGCAGCAAAGAAGAAAGAGGACCUCCACAAAGCCUUUGAAAACCUGAUUUCUCACUGCUGUCUGGCUUCCUUGCCCCUUCAAUGGCAGGACAUUGAGGCCCAUUUCGAAUUGAUCGAGAAAGAUAUCAAUGAAAAGCUUGAAAAACUCUCUGAGAAAGAGAAAUUCAUGCCAAAACUAGAGAUGAUUCAGGAAAAACCUGAGAAACCUACUGAGCACAUGGCAAAAAUUCCUGUGAAAACUGAGGUAUCUCCAGAAAAAACAGUGGGAAAUCCAGCAAAAACUGAAAAUACUCCAGCAAAACAAGAGAAUUCUCCUGCAGUUAAUUCGAAGAUCGAUACAAAGCCAAGGCCAAUAUUGAAGACCGUCUGUAAAAAAAUGGAUUCAAAGGGACUUCUCAAGUUCAUAAUUGACCAUCAACUCGAUCUUUCGGCCAUUCAAUACGAGCUUCCUAUGGCUUUUAGGUUGGCCCCGAACCCAGCAAACUUGGUUCUUGACUGUGUAUUAGAGUUUUACCCCCCAAAAGGCAAGCAAGAAAUUUCUAAUACGACAAGAACGUGUGUGCUUUUACUGGAGAGCCUUUCCAUCAUCGAAGCUAAUAGAAAUCCUGACAUUAAAGUGGGGGCCAAGAAGAUUGUAGGAGAGUGGAGGAAAAAGGUUAAUACAAUGAUUGACAGUGGAGGUGGAACCCCACGUGCUGCUUUGACAUUUUUGCGCCUCCUGGUUACUUAUGGUUUGGCUUAUGCUUUUGAUGCUGAUGAUUUGUUUGAAUGCAUUUCUUUGAUUGGAAGGAGGAAGGAGGUUCCUGAUCUAUGCCGAGCUCUUGAUCUUUCUCCUAAUAUGCCGGGUUUUAUUAAGAAACUGAUCUCAAGAGGGAAGUAUAUCGAGGCUGUAAACUUUGUUUAUGCUUUUGGCCUUGUCGACAAGUUCGAGCCAGUUACCUAUUUGACAUCUUAUAUGAGGGAAAACAAGAAAGCUGCUGAUGAAAUCUUGUCAAUUGGAAAGAGAUCUGUUAAAGCACAGAAUAAGGCUGCCGAGAAAGAAAUGUCUGGCCUAAGGGCGGUGAUAAAGUGUGCUAAAGAGCAUGGCCUCCAAGAUCGGAUCUUCUGUGAUGACUUGAAGAAAAGAAUUGCGCAUCUACACGAGUCAAUGAUGGAAAGAAAUAAGCAAGCUUCUUCUGAUAUAAAGAACAAAAAAAAGCGGGCACGAAUAGACCAUGCACCAGGGCCCACUUUAGCUUCUUCACCAGGGCCUGAUGGGCCCAUGGGCUUCUUUGGUCUGGCUCAAGGUCACAUUGAAAUGCCACCAGUUUAUUCAUACCCCGGCGAGAAACAGGUCGUUGGGUCUUAUGGGCAUGGUGGGUCAAGUCCAUAUGAGAGGCCUGCAGGCCUUGGCCCAUGUUUGUCCUCUCUUAGUGGUUCACAUAGGAGCCAGGCACCUAUGUCUCGCACCCAAUUGUACUCAGAAGAGUCCCGCAUGAGUGGUGGAUUGCCUUAUCUAGCACCCACCUGUGGGUCAGGGUAUGGCACCCCAACGAAUAGGGGGUCCUGUUCAUAUGGUGCUGCACCUGUGGGUGGGUCAGCGUUCUACAGCACUUCAGCCAUUGCUAAGUCUGGGUCCUAUAUGGCGGAACCUGCUAGUGCCUCUGGGGCCUAUGGUACCAUAAUCUCUGGUGGGACAGGAUCCUUUAGGGUUGAACCCAUUGGUGGGUCAGGCUCCAAUCAUGCUAUGCCUAUUGGUGGUUCAGGCUCCUACAGAGUUGCACCCAAUGGUGGGUCAGGGUCCUAUGGUACUGGACCCCCUCUUGUGUCAGGUUCCUAUGAUUCUGGACCCACAAGUGGGUCAAGGUUCUAUGGCUCUGAAGCUAUGAAUGGGUCAGGGUCCUACAGAGGUUUGGGGAGCUAUGAUGGCUACUUUUAUGGUGGGGCUGUGUCCCUUCUUACUAGUAAUGAUGAUUGUUCUCGAAUGAGCCAGGCGGUCCAGAUGUGCCCACAUAAUGGAGUGAGGUUUUGAGCGUUGUAACAUUUUAGUCGAAGAGGUUCGGAGCAUUUUUGUUACACUGGGAUUUUGAUAUAAUUGAUAAGUUUCAUGUACCAGGGAGAAGAAAGGGAAUGAUAGAUGUAUUCAUGGAUCUAAUAAAAAUAAAACCAUGUAAGUUGUCUUCAA
Messenger RNA from Amborella trichopoda, 4496 nucleotides. Its product is annotated as FRIGIDA-like protein 1. NCBI's taxonomy places the organism in Eukaryota, Viridiplantae, Streptophyta, Magnoliopsida, Amborellales, Amborellaceae. The record is from RefSeq and is a predicted model, not a curated record.